Messenger RNA from Neurospora crassa OR74A, 1263 nucleotides. RefSeq lists its product as hypothetical. The record is from RefSeq and is a predicted model, not a curated record. The transcript has a single exon. Bases 1 to 1263 code for a protein of 420 amino acids. Lineage: Eukaryota; Fungi; Ascomycota; Sordariomycetes; Sordariales; Sordariaceae.
AUGUCCUCCGACUUCUCAUUCGCUCCAGAACGCCAGAGAGAGCGGUCUCUCUCCCUGCCAGAAGAUACGCCGCCGUCAUCAACUGAUCGCAAAGUGUCCGAUGAUUUUACCGGAAAAUAUCCUUACGAGCCUCUCCAGUCCAAGGAACAUAUCCGCCUCCUCCGCCUUGAGCCCCCAGUAGCCUCUUCCACGCAAAACAUCCCAGUCAUCUCAGCUACCCUCCGUGAAGUCAACUUAUCUGCAGUCGGAGAAAGCCCCUGCCCACCGUACAAAGCCCUCUCUUAUGAAUGGGGCUCUCCCCCUUCAAACCCCUCAGACACUCCAACGAUGCUUCUCGACAACCAUCUCAUCCGUAUCCGCCAAAAUCUUUAUGACGCCCUUCAAAGCAUCCUCCACAACCAUCACCGACUCUACGGUGAAUCACCCCUCUAUCUGUGGGUGGACGCUCUUUGCAUUAACCAACUUGAUGAUUGGGAAAAGGGCCACCAGGUCCAGUUGAUGAAGACCAUUUACUGGGACGCAGAAACGGUGAUUGUUUGGUUGGGAAUGGGAACAGCCUGCACCGGUGAAGCUAUGGAAUUACUGAAGAUGGAAUGGAAAGAUCUACACGAGUAUAUGGAAGAAGGAAAUCUUAGCCGGAAGGAACGUCAGGGGAUCACGGACCUAUAUUGCAACGCGACAUACUGGAGGAGAGUAUGGAUCUUGCAAGAGUUUGUCCUGGCAAGGGAUUAUGUGGUCUUGUGCAAUCGGGCAUUUGUUACGAAGAGGUGUUUUGAGCGGGGGCCAAAGAUUGCCAGAUGGUGGUCAGUAAAAGAGGCUCGACGCAAGUCGAGAGCGCAUACGAACCGCCCAUCGCCGGUUUUGUUCUGGAAAGCUCCGGUGGAACGAAUGAUUGCGCUUCGCAACUUGUUCCCGAGGCCAUCUGAGGUCUGGGAACCAUCCGGGCCAACGCUUGAUAAGUGGCUGGAUACGGUGUACAGCUACGGUUUCAAGGCGACAGAUCCCAGAGAUUAUGUCUUCGCAUUGUUGGGGAUCUCGCAUGAUAGAGACGACCUGGAGAUAGUGCCCAACUAUGAGCUGUCAACGUCGGAGGUAUACGGUAUGGUCAUCUCAACCUAUGAAGCGAGGCCUAGAACAGUCUCGCUUCAUCAUACCACCAAAAACAAUUUGGCUGAUCUCUUAGGAAUUGCACGGGAUCGGGCUCUUGAACUGCAGCAAAUACUGAAAGCAGAAGCGGAAGACAUGUCAAGCCUAGAAGAUUAG